Molecule: messenger RNA, 5304 nt
Organism: Laccaria bicolor S238N-H82
Lineage: Eukaryota; Fungi; Basidiomycota; Agaricomycetes; Agaricales; Hydnangiaceae
Product: SWR1 complex protein, SNF2 family DNA-dependent ATPase
Exons: 11
Coding region: 1-5304 (1767 amino acids)
Cellular component (GO): Swr1 complex
Molecular function (GO): ATP-dependent chromatin remodeler activity; ATP binding; ATP hydrolysis activity
Source: RefSeq, a predicted model, not a curated record
AUGGCUGGGAAAGCGGUGAAUGGCACCUCGGAUGAUGGCGAGAGGACUGGGUCGGUGACGAGGAGUGUGCGUGGGCAUGGGAAGAAGGGCAGCGCGGCUUCGGCUUCUGUGAAUGGGAGUGGAAAAUCGAGGUCUAGGUAUGCAAAGAAGGCUGCUGCGCCGAGCCCUAUCGUGACGCAAGAGAUGAUAGAGGCGGAGAGGGCGCUGUUGCUGGCGGAGAAACAGGCGCAGUUGGAGGAGGUGCUGGAUAGACAUGAUGACCUCAUCCGAGAAUGCUUUCAUAUGGAGCAUUUCAGAUUAAUGGCCUCGUUCAACCCAGUGGAAUCCAAACAGGAUAAUUCGCCUGUUUUCAGAGAGUAUAAAUCCAAAUAUGACUUGGUCCAACAUGCUGCUCCUAUUGCGGGCCCAUCACGUCAAACACGCAGGGCUCACAACGAACGUCAAAAGGCUCUCACCGCAACACCCUCGAUAUCUGCGCCUCCUGCUCUCAGUACGUCAAAGAAGCAGAAGAAGAAACUAAAGCCCAAGGCUCCUAAUACAGCUGCAAUAUGGGAUAUUCUCAGCGCUGCUCGUGAACAAGCGAGAGGGAGAGGAAAGGGAAAGGGGAAGGAAAAAGAGCUUGAACCAGAACCAGAACCAAAAUCCGAGUCUGAGUCAACACCAACACCAGAAUCAACACGGCCACCCGAAUCAGAACCACCACCUGAAUCAGCGUCGGCACCUGAAUCGACACAAGUGCCAAAAACAUUACCAGAACUAGAACGAGGUUUAACACCAAAAACACCACCAGAACCAGAACAACCUCCAGCUCCAGAAAUAACACCAGAAUUCGCGCUAGAACCAGAAUCAAAGUUAUUAGAAUCCCAGGCUGUGUCUGAUGAUCUUCCUACCACCGAAUUAGAUCACGCUGAAGAAGUGCUUGAAGAAUCCAUCUCUAUCGUAGCUACGCCAAGGAACGGUAGACGCCCAUCUCCCUUUACCACCGAAUCAGGUGCCGAAGAAGUGCCCGAAGAAUCUAUCUCUAUCUUAGCCACGCGAAGGAACGGCAAACGCCCAGCUUCCGCUUUAGAGAGUACAACUCAAGUUGCAAAACGGCAUAAGGCUGAUAGGAAGGUCGUGUUCGAUGACAAGGAGCAGCCAUGUCCUCCCGUUGAAGAAUCUAUAAGUGUGGGGUUGGCGCGAAGGAGCGGGAGAUUGAAAGAUAUUGCCGUUGUGCAACCGCCACUUGCCAAGAAAUCACGUUCUGCUCCAGCAUUUCGCCCUUCUGAGAUACCGCCUCCUCAGACCCCGCAGGAGACAAAAGUCGCACCGACCUCAUUAACUCCGACAUAUAAUGUAAAACGAAUAAAGCUCAUAGUUCGACGACCGCCCUAUCAAGUCACAAAUCCUCUUCAGCGACCAAUCCCUCCAAAAUUCAACAACUCGCUAUAUGGCUUCCUUUCCUCGUAUAACAUUCUUGACGACAAAGAAGUCAGUGUACAAAAGAUAAAUAAACUAGCUUUGGCAGAGGCAGCAGUCCACGAACGUGUCGAGAAGUUUCGAAAAGACGGCCGCUUCAUCCCAGGGACGGACGCACUCUUUGGCACCAGACCAGAGAAGUUGGUGUACAUCACGCCAAAGCGUGUCUCGCGUGAUGCAUGGGAUGAUGUUGUGGAGGCUGUUAUAGCGUAUGGCAAGUCGAGGUCGAAGAAAUCUUCUGGGCGAACGGUAGCAGGGCAGGUGGCCAAUAAAAUACAAGGUUAUUGGGAUGGGCAGGAGGCGAGGAAGGAUAAGGCUCGGGUUCAGGAGGAACGUAGAUUGAGGGCGUUGGCAAAGUCGACGAUUAGGCAGGUGAUUGGGGAGUGGAAAAAGGCUGUUUUCCAUAUUCGAGAACAAGAGAGGAUGAAGCUUGAAGCUGAGGAGCUGAAACGAGGGCAUGCGCAUCUAGAUGCCAUCCUACAUCAGUCGGGACACAUUUUGGAAACUCAGCAGGGUGAUCUCGCACGAGGGGAGAUGCUUGCCUCGCGAAGCCGCUCAAGCAGUGUUUCUGACCGUUUUCGAGAUUGGGGGUCGGAUGAGGAGGAAGAGGAGGAGGAAGCCGAUGAUGGUCAAGAGGAGCAAGGCGAGGAAGAGGAAGAGGAGGAGAAGGGCCCUGAACCGGUGCUGGAGGGGGAAGAAGACGUUGUAAUGGGCGGAUCGGAUGAUGAGGCUCAGUCCUCUAUGCUGCUGCCAAGUCAAAAAGUCACUCGUACCUUGACGCCCUCCAGUACCACAUCAGGUCCUCCAGAAGAAGAAGACGCAUCGACUGGACAACUUUUGCCUGACGAACAACACCGUACAACACCGUCAGACGAUGAGUCGUCGAUUGCUUCACUGGACGAUCUAAUGAUUCCAGACCCUGAGAGCUCUCCGCGUCAGAUACACUCAAACCUUGUGCUCAACCUGACGGACUACCCAGACUCCGACUCAUCGCCUUCAACUCCUCGACCCCUGCCCUCAGAAGAAGGAGGUGAAAUGUUGGAUGAGCCUGAGCUCCCGCGUGCUACUUCUGUCUCAUCAUCUCGUCGCACUCCUACCUCUUUUGUAGCGGAAACCCCCGCCGAUGAGCCUGAUGUGCCUAUGAAUAAGCCAGACGUUGAGAUACCUUCACCCUCGAGUCCAGGCGUUGGUCCCAGUGUAGCGCUGGACAAUCAGGAUCAGGAUGUCGAAACGCUUGACAGAAACGAGCCCUUACCCUUCGCGGGUGAAGAAAUCCCAGAUUUACAACCUGAGGCCAAGGCUGAAAUAUUUGAAGAGAUUCAGGAGGAUGAACUGGAUGCAGAGGCGCCGGAGUUGCAGAUUCCUGCGUACCUCAAGCCAUACGCCGUCGCACCUGUGGAUUGGGAUCCGUCUGCCAAGAUUUUGCCUCCCCUCCUGCUUCGUGGCACACUACGGCCGUACCAACAAUCUGGAUUGGAAUGGCUUGUCAGCCUUCAUACGAGGAAUCACAAUGGUAUACUUGCGGACGAAAUGGGUUUGGGGAAAACCAUUCAAACAAUUGCGCUUCUUGCACACCUUGCUUGUGACCGUGGUAUUUGGGGACCUCAUCUUAUUAUUGUGCCCACCAGUGUUCUCCUGAAUUGGGAAAUGGAGUUUAAGAAAUUUCUGCCAGGGUUUAGAAUCCUAAGUUAUCAUGGAUCUACCAAAAGAAGAAAAGAACUUCGCCAAGGGUGGAACGAUAAAAGCCAUUUCAAUGUUUGCAUCACAUCAUACACCCUUGCAAGCAAGGACGCCCAUAUCUUCAAACGCAAAGCUUGGUAUUAUAUGAUUCUUGACGAGGCGCACAUGAUCAAGAACUUCAAAUCGCAGCGAUGGAACAUUCUGCUGAUGUUCAGAUCAUUUCGACGUCUCCUCUUGACUGGUACACCCUUGCAAAACAACCUCACUGAGCUUUGGGCGCUGUUGCAGUUUCUAAUGUCAGGGUCUAACUUUGCCAAUGUUAAAGAGUUUGCGCUUUGGUUUUCUGCGCCUUUGGAAGCUGCUAUUGAAAGAGGGGGAGCCUUGGAUGCGGACACAACGGAACGAAUUUUAAAGCUGCACACUGUUUUGCGGCCGUAUCUCCUUCGUCGGAUGAAGCGAGACGUCGAGAAGGAGCUUCCAAGCAAAUACGAGCAUCUGCUCCUUUGCCCGCUAUCGAAACGUCAGAGAUUCUUGUACGACGAAUUCAUGUCUCGUGCACAAACUCGAGAAUCGCUGCAAUCAGGAGUAUACCAAAAGAUUGCAAAUAUUCUGAUGCAGCUGCGCAAAGUUUGCAAUCAUCCAGACCUCUUCGAAGUUCGACCCAUUGUGACCUCCUUUGCUAUGCCACGGUCGGCCAUAGCGGAUUUCGAAAUCAAAGAGUUGUUGAUUCGUAAACGUCUGCUCGCUAAUGAUGAUGAUGAGAACAUCAACCUGGAUUCUCUCGGUUUUCGUUUCAUCGAUAGGCAAGACGAGCCCUUGUUGACUGCCCUAGAGACAAAACGCCUCGAUGCAACAUCCCAUCUACCACACUUCCUUGAUACUCCAGGAGAGCCACCCCCAAAGGACACUCGUACUAUCGCCGGAUUCCGCCGUUACUCGGAAUAUUUGCAACGGGCUAACACCAUUGCCCGUUGGUCGCAGAUUGGACAUCUCAACCGCCUUCGCUGUAACCAAUUCCCCAUUUAUGGUCAAGAGUGUAUCACGACGGUGCAAAAGAUGUGCAGACCAAUCAUUCCUCUAUCCGACCUCGACGUUCGCUUCAAUCAUCUGGAUACUGUCUAUUCAGUAAACGCAGCCGUCAAGUCAUAUGUUUCGCGGGGACAAGAGAUGGCUGGUUUGAUCGAAAGGUUUGCCUUUGUUACUCCGCCUGUUGUGGCGUUGGAUAUGCCCCAGAUCGUGCUCUCUGGUCACGAAGAGCUGCUUGUCAGCCAACCGCCAUCAUUCGAUGAUCUCCUUCAUCACGCCAGCGUCAAACUCCAAAUUGCCUUUCCACAUCCAAGUUUGCUGCAGUAUGAUUGCGGAAAGCUUCAGGAGUUGGCGAAUCUUUUACGUGAUAAGAAGGCUGGCGGCCACCGUGUCCUAAUCUUCACUCAAAUGACCAAGAUAUUGGACAUCCUGGAAAUAUUUCUGAAUUUCCAUGGGUAUUUGUAUCUUCGACUUGACGGUGCUACUAAGAUUGAGGACAGGCAGUACAUUACUGAGCGCUUCAACGCUGAUCCAAGGGUAUUUUGUUUCAUCGCGUCUUCAAGAUCAGGUGGCGUUGGCAUCAAUUUAACGGGCGCUGAUACCGUGGUCUUCUAUGAUAGUGACUUCAAUCCUCAGAUGGAUAGGCAGUGCGAGGAUAGAGCUCAUCGUAUUGGUCAAAUCCGUGAUGUUCACAUUUACCGCUUUGUCUCACAGCACACCGUCGAGGAAGCGAUGCUCCGUAAGGCUAACCAGAAACGAUCAUUAGACGAUAUCGUCAUACAGAAGGGGGAGUUUGAUUGGCGCUCUCUUUUCAAUGAUGAGGGCGCCUUGACCGCAGCGCUUGGUGAUUUCGAAGACGCUGAAGAUGCUCAUGCUGCUGCUGUUGCUGCGAAGGAAGAAAAUGCAAUGGAAGGCGCUGAUGAGGAGGAUUUUGCCGAUACUGCUGAUGCCGCUCCACCAGUUCCUGCGCCUGACACUGCAACUGUUUCACCUCCAGAAAAUGAACCUAAUCAGGAUGGCACUGUCAAUGCUGAAGGAGAGGAGGAUCAAGAGGAGGAGGAGGAGGGCGGUACCGUUGUCGAUUAUCUCCUCACGUUCGCCCAGCGCGAUUGGGAAUUUUUCAAAGAAUGGCGACUGUAG